Daldinia vernicosa is the source of this 749-nucleotide messenger RNA. RefSeq names its product L-PSP endoribonuclease family protein Brt1. The transcript is spliced from 3 exons. Gene Ontology annotation, cellular component: cytosol; mitochondrion. The record is from RefSeq and is a predicted model, not a curated record. Lineage: Eukaryota; Fungi; Ascomycota; Sordariomycetes; Xylariales; Hypoxylaceae. Gene Ontology annotation, molecular function: deaminase activity. The coding region runs from base 102 to 488 and encodes 128 amino acids.
CGAAACUAUUAACCUGCAGAAAGAUACCUCGGUAAACGGUAAACAACCUACAUCAAUAGUAAUAGUAAUCUUUCGAACGAACAAGGUAUACGCCAUACGCCAUGGCCGAAAAGACUCCCGUUCUUACGGACAAGGCACCAAAGCCCUUAGCCGGAAUUUAUAGCCAGGCCAUCAAGGCCAACGGCUUUGUGUUCGUUUCUGGGGCGGUUCCCAUGGACGCCGCGACGGGCAAAAUAGUCGACGGCGAUAUUCAAGCUCACACUCACCAAUGUAUCAAGAACCUUGGUGCCAUCCUUGAAGCUUCCGGCUCCGACCUCAACAAGGUUGUAAAAGUCAACGUCUUCCUCUCCGACAUGGACAACUUCGCGGCCAUGAACGAAAUCUACAGUCAAUAUUGGGGUGAAGUAAAGCCUUGCAGAACAUGUGUUGCCGUUAAGACGCUACCACUCAAUGUGGACGUCGAGAUUGAGUGCACCGCAACUUACUGAACAGGGGUUUUUUUUAACAUAGUAAAGCGAUUGAGUGCUAGGUGAACAUAGCAAGUAUUACGGUGUCACUUGAACUGGAGGGGGGGUAAAAAUACCCAAGUCAUGUAUGUCUUAGUUUAAUUACAAGACUUUUCUCAGCACACAGAAAUAUCAAUCAGUAACAUUUACAAGUAUUACAUCUUACAUCUACCUAUUGUUCCUAUGAUAGGUAAUCAAAUAUAAGUAACCCAACCUUUACAUCUUCAUCUGUCACACCAUAGC